This is a messenger RNA of Lobosporangium transversale, 706 nucleotides long. RefSeq lists its product as hypothetical. NCBI's taxonomy places the organism in Eukaryota, Fungi, Mortierellomycota, Mortierellomycetes, Mortierellales, Mortierellaceae. The record is from RefSeq and is a predicted model, not a curated record. The coding region runs from base 40 to 285 and encodes 81 amino acids. The transcript has a single exon.
CUUUCGCCAAAAAUAAUCGCAUCCAUUUUUAAUGAAGGGAUGACAUACGCAGAGACUGUCCGUCGAUUUGGCUUUCCGUACACUUCAGUAAGAAGUAUCGCACAGACGUUUGAAGAGGAGGGAAGAAUGGAACAAAAAGAAAGAGGCGGUAAUCACCAUUCAACCCUUCAAGACAAGCAUAUUGCAUGGUUAAAAGGUCGGCUUGAUGAAAACCCUGACCCAACUGUCAUCAGUCUUCAAGUCCCCUCAAUGAGGCUUUUCGCUUCGAUCCGUCUAUGUCCUUAACUGCCGUCAACAGAGCGGUUAGUAAACAAGCAGGCUACACGGUCAAAUUAUUGCGCUAUGAACCUGAGGAUUAUAAUAGCCCAAAGAGGAUUACUGAUCGUGUCCUAUGGAGUUGUCGCCUCAGAAGUACGCUUGGAUGCCUUCAAUACUCAGACUUUCCAAGCCUUCCCGACCUCAAGAGUCAUCAUCAUGGAUAAUGCGACUUUCCAAACAUCACAGGAUGUACAAGAUGACAUCAAAUAAACACACUGACCUGCGGCUGCCUCCCUACACCCUUCAGCUAAAUGCAGCCGAAUGGGUCUUUGGAAAGAUCAAGACGCAUGUACGACCCCAAGAUCUUCAUGACUGGGAAACAUUAACAGAUCACAUCAAUAACAGCAUUCUAAGUAUUACAUCCGGAAUGUGUUGGUGGAUCCGUGAG